AUGUCUGGUCCGGUGCCUUCGAGUCUGGUACUGCUGAGCGAGCUGGAGGAAUGCGCGCCUGGGGGAAAGGUCCGAUUUUUAGGAUGCGUCGAGGAAUAUGUCGUCAAGACCGCGACGCUCCGCCUGAAGCACGAUUUCCCUCGCUUCAGUCCGCCGAAAAUCGCGAAUGUAAACGUUGAGCAAGUGCUUGAGUCGAUCAAGCGAGCGGAAGUCGAUGUCGGGACGUGGAUCAAUGUGAUUGGCUACGUCGAGCGGCGGGAGGAAAAGGGCAUCUUCGUCCAGGCGGUCACCAUCUGGGAUGCCGGGAACGUAAAUUUGGACGCGUAUCAGCAGGCGGUGCAGAGGAGGAAGGAGGUCGGAUGAGACGGGGACCUCAUGAGAACACAAUC
Molecule: messenger RNA, 389 nt
Organism: Trematosphaeria pertusa
Lineage: Eukaryota; Fungi; Ascomycota; Dothideomycetes; Pleosporales; Trematosphaeriaceae
Exons: 2
Coding region: 1-363 (120 amino acids)
Biological process (GO): telomere capping
Cellular component (GO): CST complex
Molecular function (GO): single-stranded telomeric DNA binding
Source: RefSeq, a predicted model, not a curated record